AUGGGCUCAAUCAAAGAACCAACUUUCACCAUCCCGAAUCCCUUCCGGACUCGCAUUCUCAAUGGCGAGAUCACUCCACUCAUGUCCAUCAAAUACAUGGUGGGCAAUGAGAUGGCGAUGAUGGCCAAAAUGGCCGGUUUUCACGCCGUUUUUAUCGACCUCGAACACAGUUCUCUCGACUUUCGCCCACUUGCCCAAUUCAUCCUGGCCUGCAACUACGUCGGCAUUUCUCCUGUCGUCCGUUCUCCCUCCAAAUCUCACUGGCACAUCAGCCGCAUUCUCGACGCGGGCGCUGCCGCAGUCGUUGUUCCCCACAUCGAGACUGUGCAGGAAGUUCGCGAUCUCGUCCAUCACGCAAAGUACGCACCGCUCGGUGCUCGCGGAUGUACAAAUAACCAGCCUGUGUUCAACUUCCAGCACGUUCCUACUCUCAAGCAGAACCAGGCUAUGAACACUCAGACAAUGCUCAUUCCCAUGAUUGAGACGCCUUGUGCUGUCGAUAUCGCAGAGGAAAUCUUUGCUAUUGAUGGUGUUGAUGGUGUUCUGAUCGGUUCCAAUGAUUUGUGUGCCGAUCUGGGCAUUCCCGGAAAGUAUGAUGACCCGGCAUAUCUCGACUCGGUCACCAAGGCUAUCAACGCAGCCAACAAGUAUGGAAAGCCAAUUGGUAUCGGAGGUAUUGGUGGCCGACUUGAUCUUCUGGAGAAGUGGUUCUCUAUGGGUGCGACUUGGUCAUUAAGUGCCGCGGACGGUGCUAUCCUUCAGAACGGUAUGAAGAAGACCGUGCAGAACUACAAUGAGAUCAGCUCAAGACUGGCCAAAACGAAGCAAUAG
Molecule: messenger RNA, 831 nt
Organism: Penicillium subrubescens
Lineage: Eukaryota; Fungi; Ascomycota; Eurotiomycetes; Eurotiales; Aspergillaceae
Product: HpcH/HpaI aldolase family protein
Exons: 1
Coding region: 1-831 (276 amino acids)
Cellular component (GO): cytoplasm
Molecular function (GO): aldehyde-lyase activity
Source: RefSeq, a predicted model, not a curated record